Penicillium malachiteum is the source of this 390-nucleotide messenger RNA. RefSeq lists its product as uncharacterized. The record is from RefSeq and is a predicted model, not a curated record. The transcript has 3 exons. Bases 1 to 390 code for a protein of 129 amino acids. NCBI's taxonomy places the organism in Eukaryota, Fungi, Ascomycota, Eurotiomycetes, Eurotiales, Aspergillaceae.
AUGGAAUCAAAUCGUGGUACACAAUCCCAAUAUUGGAUUGAAUCCAGCGUCCGUCUUCCCACCGCCAUUACAAAUUGCUGGACUCCGGUCGGAGAACCAGGUAAGCACCCAGGCUAUUUGAAAAACAGGACCACCGCUGACGGAUCCUUUGUAGAUGAGCAGAAUUCUUCUAGGACACUAUCCAAUCGACCAGCAUCACAUUUGGUUGGAGCCAACCCAAUCCUUCCCGACCCAUUCAAGGGUAUCUCUCUGGCCAGAAACGAAGCACCCAGAGAAAUCGUCGUUGAGCAGCCCAGCUCCCAUGAUCUUGUUAUCCACAAUCCCACGCCACCACUUGGUCCUGAACGUAAAUAUGAACCUUCAACGCGCAAGGUCCAGCUUGAUUUUUGA